Molecule: messenger RNA, 1399 nt
Organism: Ricinus communis (castor bean)
Lineage: Eukaryota; Viridiplantae; Streptophyta; Magnoliopsida; Malpighiales; Euphorbiaceae
Product: beta carbonic anhydrase 5, chloroplastic
Exons: 9
Coding region: 209-1150 (313 amino acids)
Biological process (GO): carbon utilization
Molecular function (GO): zinc ion binding; carbonate dehydratase activity
Source: RefSeq, a predicted model, not a curated record
CACACUUUGUUUUCUCCGUCUCUCUUGGAGUCUUUUUCUUGAUCCAACACAACAACACCACAUACCCUUCUCUCUCUCUCUCCUCUUACCCCUUUUAAAAUAAAAAGCUAAAGACUUUACAAAUGGCUGUCUCCAUUUCACUUCCUUAUUUCUCUCCACAUCUUAUUACACACAGAAGGCACCGUUUUUUAUAUUCCAAACCUCUCUGAUGGCUGCUCUUUCACCUUCUUCCUCUGUUUCAAAGGAACCCUUUUCUUGCACAUCCCUCGUUAAGCCCACAGACUCUAAAUCUUUAUCAUUAAGAACCCAGAAAAUCCUUGAUCCUAAAGAGAAAUUAGGUGUAACUGAGCAUGCCCGUUUGAGAUUAUGUGCUGUUUCAAACAAAUCGGGCUUGAAAUUGAAGGCCUCAAAGGAGCCUCCAGCACUGACCAAGGAACUUAAAACUGAUAGAAUUGAGAGCCCUCCAGUGACCAAAGAUGAUCGUGCUUUAUUUGACAAGAUGAAGCAAAGGUUUAUGAGUUUCAAACAGAAUACAUACAUGAAAAAUUUGGAACACUUUGAAAAUCUUUCAAAGGGUCAAGCGCCAAAGUUUAUGGUGAUUGCUUGUGCAGACUCCAGGGUUUGCCCCUCUAACAUUCUGGGAUUCCAACCAGGAGAAGCAUUUGUGGUGCGCAAUGUUGCAAACAUGGUGCCCUCAUACGAGAGUGGACCAUCAGAAACAAAUGCUGCAUUAGAAUUUGCUGUAAAUUCCUUGAAAGUUGAAAAUAUUUUAGUCAUUGGCCACAGUUGCUGUGGAGGCAUUCGUGCUCUAAUGAGUAUGCAUGAUGAUGUGGAAACAAGUAGUUUCAUUGGAAGUUGGGUGGCUGUUGGGAUGAAUGCAAGGGUAAGAACAAAGGGUGCUGCUUCUAAUCUCAGCUUUGACAGGCAGUGCAGACACUGUGAGAAGGAAUCAGUUAAUUGUUCAUUAGCAAACCUCCUAACUUACCCAUGGAUAGAAGAAAAAGUGAGGAACGGCGAACUCUCUAUUCAUGGUGGCUACUAUGACUUUGUUGACUGUGCAUUUGAGAAAUGGACGCUGGAUUACAAGGCAAGCAAUUUGAAGGGAGAAAGUGGCAAAAUUGCAGUAAAAAAUCGAGCAUUUUGGUGCUAAAUCUUGCAUUUGCUUCCUCUGUUGUAUCACCACGUGUGUUUAGUUCUUCUAUUUUGUGUUUUUUUACUUAUAAAUAUCAAAACAGUUGAAAAAUAAUGUUUAUUCCCUUGAAUCCAGGGAAAAGCUACCCUGUUGUAUGUGUGUUGUAAUUAAUGUUUCUUUCUUUUCCAUUAUAGUACAAGCUAUUGUAAAAUUGUACCUUCGGAAUACAUCUAUUUUGCAGAAAUAUUCAUAGUGCAGAUUUCUGCA